Molecule: messenger RNA, 2739 nt
Organism: Jaminaea rosea
Lineage: Eukaryota; Fungi; Basidiomycota; Exobasidiomycetes; Microstromatales
Exons: 1
Coding region: 329-2413 (694 amino acids)
Molecular function (GO): phosphatidylinositol transfer activity
Source: RefSeq, a predicted model, not a curated record
CCAAGUUCGUCUUACAUCUUUGCAUUAACGAAUUGAAUGGUAGAGUGGAGUAAGACCUUUCACUGCUUUCCAUCAGAUCCACCUCUCCACGCUCUUCAUUAUCAGUAACAUCAUCGUCAUCAUCAUCCACAUCGAUCCACAUCGAUUCCCGGCCUCAUCGUUGUCGCCAAGGGGUUUCCGCGUCGCCGUCCUCUCCUUCCUCCACUCAUCCUCACAGCGAGUCAAUCGCGUUUGGACCCGUUAUCGCCCCGAGAGACAUCGUCUCUCCCAUUACUUCUCUUAUUCUCCCCUCCCCAGGUGACACACCCCUCAAAGACACUGUGCCAUCAUGUCGUUGGGUCGCGAAGCAACACAGGUGCGCUCAAGAGACUCGGUCGCCUCAAGCAAAAAGGGCGCCACGAUGCACGGCUCGUCCAAACUGUCGCAGCGACCCUCGCUCCUCUCUCGAGCAUACAAUUCAAUGUCGACACGCGGUCAGAAGGGCAAGGAGUCGUUCAAAGAGACCAUCGCCAAGGUCAGCUCCCAUGAGGAUGCUCCUUCAGAGACCACAGCAGCAUCAGACCCAACACCAGCACCAAAGAGCUUCGCCGGUGUCUUCCAUUCACCGGAGCCAGGGUGUCGUCCUAAGCCACCAGCUAAGCUGACGCCCGAUCAGGAGGAGAAGUUAGCAGAGAUGCUAAAGUAUUUUCGAGCGAAAGACACAUAUCCAACAUCGCUCAAAGAUCCGCAGGCUGAGGAGAAGGCGCCGACAGAGUGGGAGAAGCUGCGCAUGCUGAGCAGGGAGAGCAUGCUGAGAUAUCUGCGAGCGACAAAGUGGGACCUCGCUCAAGCAAAGAAGAGGCUUACGGAUACGAUUGCUUGGAGAAGAGAGUUUCGCGUUGACCAGCUCGACCCGAACGUGGUAGAGCCAGAGGCAAGGAGCGGCAAGGAGACGGUGCUCGGUUUCGACAACAACGCCAGGCCCCUCCACUACAUGCAUCCUCACCGCAACGAUACCAAGGAGACGCCGCGGCAGAUGGAAUUUGCAGUCUGGAUUCUCGAACGAUGCAUUGACCUCAUGCCACCUGGCGUCGAGCAGUUGGCUCUCCUCAUCAACUUUGACCACAAGUCCCGCAACCCCACCAGCAUUUCCAACGCCAAGCUCAUGCUCUAUAUUCUCCAAAAUCACUACGUCGAGCGUCUCGGCGUUGCCCUCUGCAUCAAUGUACCAUGGGUCUUCAAGGCCUUCUGGAGCGCCAUUCAGCCUUUCAUCGACCCGGUCACCAAGUCUAAGUGCAAAUUCGAUGAGGGAAUCAAGAGCGAGGUGCCUGCCGCCCAGCUCAGUGCAGAGUACGGCGGCGACGUCGACCCCAAGUACAACCACGAUGCGUACUGGCCCAAAUUGGUCGAGCAAUGCGACGAGAUCCGCGCAAAGCAGUUGAAGCGAUUCAAAGAGCAGUGCAACUCAGAGAUCGGAGCGUCAGAGUGGGUCAUUCGUGGCGGCAAUGACAAGGAUUCAACUGAGCAGAUGGGCAAGAAGGACAUCGAGGACAUCGCGCAGGAGGCAGAAGACAAGGCUGCCCUGGCGAGGACGCAGAGCAACGCACCGGCUGAAGCGCCAACGACUCAGAUCUCUGAUCCAGCAGCAGCUCGACAGGAGGCUAUUGCCGCUUCCAAAGAGCGUGCAGAGGCGGGCAAGGCGGGCAAGGCGGGCGUCGCUCCCGUCACCUUGCCUAAUGGUCACUCCGACGACACUCCUGCCGACUUCAACCAGGGCACCGCCGACACGGCCGUCACCCCGUCAGAAGCCUUCAAGACUCCAAGCGCGAACGUGAACAAGAAUCCGAUCGAUCGCCACUUUAGCGCGCUGAAUGCGGCGCCCAUCGGUACUGGCGCGGCUUGCGUAGCAGGAGCAGGUGCAGCAGGAUCGGCCGCUGGUGACCCGGCCGUCGCUACGAAUGGUGACAAGCCUGCGGCUACCAUGUCCUCUGCAGAGCCGCAGGAGCACCACUCUGACUUCAAGACAGCAAUGAACAAGAUUUUCCACCCGGACAAUCAGCACGGCCAUGAUCACGAGAAAGGAUCGACUAUCACCAAUGGCGAUACGACCAACGGCGCAUCAGCGGAAGCACGCAGCGUGACACUCCUCCUCUUUGCCGCUGCCCGAGACGCGGCCGGUCGCUCGACGAUGAGGCUUGACCUUCCGUCUUCACCCUCGCCCUUCCCCCUGAAGGACCUGGCCUCGCUACUUGAGGCGCAAGGCUCGAAGGACAAGGACGCUGAGAAGGUCAAGGACCUGCCGCGACUUCAGGAUGUGCUUAAGCGCUCACAAUGGAGUGUGGGGCAGUCGAUGGUGGAUGAGGACGAGGUUGAUAAGACGAUGCUCAGGGGUGGAGAGGAGGUGGCUGUCAUACCGCCGGUGAGCGGUGGAUGAGGAUCAGCUAAUGAUGAGCGGUGAAGCGAAGGGCAGGAACGCAGACGGCAGAACAUAUCAUACAUCUAGUCUUGCCGACAUUCUCUUCCCAGUGUCAUGAUCGUUCUGGCCCCACCUGGCUUUCAGCGGACUGCAAUGUCAAAAGUGCAACGUACCACUGUUUCCUCGCUCCUCAGCUUAUUCGCAACGUCCGUGCGCUUACUCUACUGUCCGUCGCUGCAGUUUCACCUGUCAAGAGGGGCAUUCGGUGAGCCCUUGAAGGCCGGCAAGGGGUGGGCUUGAUUUGACCCGCUGCCUCGCCUUCGUGGUCGCUCCCUCGACUUGGA